CAAAUAUUGAAAACACCUUGAUACAACUCAGUCUUAAUGCUAGGACAUAACAAGAAACUCGCGAUUUGUCAAAAGCUGUAUACUUGUAAAUAAGCAUUAAAUGAUGAAAAAGGAAUCGUUACUAAUAAAAAAAUAUAUCCGCUUUCACAUGCACACGAGCUGAAUUAAUAAAACCUGGCCAAAUUUUAUGUAAUUAUUUUAUUAUAAUUAUAAGUUCCUACUCGUUAAGAAAUGAUCAGCCUUGUCAUUAUAUUUUUUUAAUCGAGAAUAGAGUAUUGGGCAAUAUUUUCCAAAAAGUGAAAAUUUAUCAGUAGCAUCGUUUUUCAAGAUACUAAUGCUCCUAAGAACAAAUCAUGAUAGAAUAAUUUAUAGAAAAUUGAAUUAGCUUCAAUUGGAUUCCAAAAUGGUGCCUGUAGACCUCAUAGUUUCCUCAAAAAACGAAAAAAUAGUAAAACGUCGGAUUUUGGUAAAAUGAUGAGAACAUUGUACUAAAUAUUGGCAUGUAAUUUUUUAAAAAAACGUACAAAUAAACAUACACUAAAUAAGUAAUCGUAAACAUAAAAUAAACAACGUUUUAAAUGUAAAAUAUGACUUCAAAUGCUUCAAAUAAACGUACGUACGUACAUACAUAAUCCACAGGUGGCAUAAAAUUUAGAGGGAAUAAAGGUGUUACUUAUUCAUGUCGUACGCCACUGGCAAAGUUUAUUUGACUGAUUGUUUUGCUGAUAGGUGUAUCUUAUGACACCUAAAAUAUUUACAUAAUUUAGUAAAAUUAUACAAAGAAAUAAAAAAAUUAUGGCCAUUAAUAAUUUUUAAAUUAUCAGCUUUAACACUCUGUAUUUUGUAAAACAGAUAUAUUUUAACCAAACAUGUUUCGUUUAAUCGUCUUAUUUUUAAUCAGAUAAUCUUCAGUUGUUCUGUGUCCCAUUCUUAAUGAGACACCCUGUAUAAAUCUUGGAGGACCUACCAUGAGGUCCAAAAAUAGUUGGGGAUCGAUUAAAACCCUUGCAACUGGGGAUGGGCCACCAGUGAACAAGGUCUCAUGCCCGUUACAAUGUGUGAGGAGCCCGCUCCUAAGAUCCUGCUUAGAAUGGUGGCUUACAAGAAAGGGUACUUAAGGUCGUGCACCUUCAGAAAGGAAGAGCUCAAGUGCACUAUCCUAUGUUCCUUUUACCAAGGGCGAAGUUGUAAGAAUGUCGCCCCUAUUGUCCUAGAUGAGGAGGACGAGGAUGUGGAUGACCCAACACCAUAUGACGACCCGCCUCCACCUCCAGAAAAUAUCGUCCCUCCUCUCCUUCUCUGUCGCACUGAUCUAGACUGGAUGAAACCCAGCUCUUCCAAAAGCGCGACGUUCUGAACUUCUAGUGUUUGUGCUCGACUGUUUAAUAGUAUUUUAUAAUUUACAUUUAUGUUUACAUAUGUUUAGGGUAUGUUUGUUUAAAGCAAUAUGUUACAUCUAAAAUGUUAAAUUCACAUUC
Psylliodes chrysocephalus is the source of this 1478-nucleotide messenger RNA. NCBI's taxonomy places the organism in Eukaryota, Metazoa, Arthropoda, Insecta, Coleoptera, Chrysomelidae. The record is from the annotation of a GenBank genome assembly.